Molecule: messenger RNA, 1555 nt
Organism: Tuber aestivum (summer truffle)
Lineage: Eukaryota; Fungi; Ascomycota; Pezizomycetes; Pezizales; Tuberaceae
Source: the annotation of a GenBank genome assembly
AAGUCCAUUUCCCCUGCCCCUAACCUCAUCCCCCGAACGACAAAUCAAACCCCCGCAAAACAGACAGCCUCCAUCCAGCAGAGGAAGAUACACGGGCACUGCUGGCGCAGGCACACAUCUCCGGCCCGACUACGCUCAAAGUUUGCUGUGCUCCAACCUGCGGUGACAACAAACAUUUUCAACAUGGACAAUACUGCCUCAACUGCAGCAAUAGCCGAGCUUGAAGCCACCCCUCCAAGGAGCAAAGAUGCAGCAACCAGCACCGAGCCCAAGGACGAUGUCAAAGUCAUGGUGGCAGGUAGCACCGAGCAUGAGGGCCUCAAGCUCCUUUCAGGAACAGAAAAGUCUGGGGCAAACACGCAAAUCCCGGAGGUACAUAUUAUAACACCGGGUCACAGGUUACAACUGCGACUAACAGGAUGACCUUCGAUGCAGGAAGUCAGGAAAGCCAAAAUGAAGAAUCCAGCAGUUCUAGUCAACGUAAGUAGUUCCCCUGUACCAAUGCUAUCGAUCAAGCUGACAAACAAACGACAGCUCCCGUCAUCGCCCUCGGCUCAGGUAUGUCUUCGUCCACCAGAUUGAUGAAUCUCUCACACCUUGGUCCGACUGAUAAUUCAUCACCGGUUUAGGCCUACGAGGUCACCCAGCGAGCCAAACCAGACGAUGGAUAUUUCGAGCCCGCCUUCAACGAGGCAGAGGAGACAGCCGCAGCAGAGGCAGCGCUCAAGAAAAGUCCAUGAUCCCAAGACAGCAUGUUUGAAAAAUUCAUAAAGUUAUUCACGGCGGCGAUGGAGUUAUAUUCUCUUAUACCAAGUGAGCUCAGCCACGGUUACUUAGUCAUGUCCUCCUGUGUCUGUUCCCUGCCUUUGAAACUCUUGAGGAUUUCCGGAAAUAUGAUCCGGGCGAAUAGGUUGAGGUGCGGAGCUCUGGCUUUGAUAUUGUAUUUGGUGCGAUUUUUUUUACCUUUUGGGUGAGUAGCGGUUUUGAAUUUAAACGGCAUUGAAUGCUUCCCCGGCGUGGCUGUUUGUUCCGAUUAUUGCGGGGUUGGUCUACAGUGUAAACGUGAGUUAUGGCCGGGGUCAGGUUCCCCGGCGGAGGGUCUGAGAUUACUGUUAAGUUUAACGGCGAAUUUAGCCAGCGCUGCACAUAGAAGUAGAGAAGCUCGAAGCUCGUGAAAAGCGAUAGCAACCCCACAAAAAGCAACCACCGCAAAACGAGUUACCGACCCCUGCCAGGAGGAAACAGCGGGGCAAUCGCGAUAAUGCUCGAGCGAAUUACCAUUCACCACAAAUCACUUGGACCCUGUUUCCUCUCCACUUUUUUCCCAGCUGUGACAUCACAUAAACAAUGAAUCCCUAGCCCAUCUGAACAAAUGAUAUUUGAGCAGCUCCCGGAGAGCUCAGAGCUCGCCUGGACCUUAACUGGAUAAGUUGAAAACCCUCCCAACGCCCCGCUAGGGUAAUUUUUCCUGAGCUUUAGUAAAACCCUGCCCCGCACGGGUUAGGGUUCCCGGCAGUUGCCAAGACCCCUUCUCAAGCGGUUCCAAGAGUUUACC